Spinacia oleracea (spinach) is the source of this 3453-nucleotide messenger RNA. Its product is annotated as receptor-like protein kinase FERONIA. Gene Ontology annotation, molecular function: ATP binding; transmembrane receptor protein tyrosine kinase activity. The transcript has a single exon. Lineage: Eukaryota; Viridiplantae; Streptophyta; Magnoliopsida; Caryophyllales; Amaranthaceae. Gene Ontology annotation, biological process: protein phosphorylation. Bases 456 to 3092 code for a protein of 878 amino acids. The record is from RefSeq and is a predicted model, not a curated record.
CAAUCAGACAAUCAGAAACCUUCAUUUCCGGUUUAUCAAGUCUUCGUUAAUCAAUCUCUUUUCUUUCUUCUUUCUUCUUUCUUCAUAACUCCCAUUACCACCUUUACCUCAAACCCUAAACUUUCUCUCUCCCAGAUUUCCGAUUUCACGCUUCUUCUUCUUCUUCUUCACUCCAAACCCAAAUCCACAGUUAUGACUUGAAAGCUUUCCCAAUCUACUUUCUCUCUCCUCUUUCUAGAAACUUCUCCUGCAUCAAUCUGGGGUUAGCUGCUGCUGCUUCUUUCAGCUCAGGAGUCGUCAAAGUUAAGUUUCUUUGAGCUCAAUUGCCACCCGAUUUAUUCUAUUUCCACCUCAUUUUUCAAUUUUGAGCUCAUUUUUCUUUGAAUCGUAUGUAUUUGAAUUAAUCUGCCUCUUUUCUUUUUUAAAAAGAAAAAAAAGGCAAAGAUCUUGAUGAAAUGGGGAAGAAAUUAGCUUUGAUUAUAUGGUUAUCUGUAUUAAUAAAUGUAAUUGUAGCACAAAAUUAUACACCAAAAGAAAAUAUACUGUUGAAUUGUGGGGACACCGACAAACAAAGCACCGAUGCCGAUGGUCGGAAAUGGAACUCCGACGUCGGAUCCAAGUUCUUGUCAUCAUCUAAAGAAACAUCCGUAGCUGAGGCUGACACUCAAGCCCCUGAUGUUGCUGAGGUUCCGUUUAUGAGUGCUAGGCUUUUCCGGGCUAAUUUCACCUACUCUAUUGCUGUUGCCCCUGGUCGAAAAUUUGUCCGUCUUUACUUCUAUCCCAAUACUUAUGCUGGUCUUAAUUCCACCAAUGCCAUCUUUUCCGUCACCGCCGGCCCUAUUACAUUACUUAGCAACUUUAGUGCUGCUCAGACCACACAAGCCCUUAACUUUGAUUACCUUAUCAAAGAGUAUUCCAUCAAUGUGGAGGGUGAUACUUUGAGCUUAACCUUUUCUCCCUCGUCCAAUUACACAAACUCCUUUGCCUUUGUCAAUGGUAUUGAGGUCGUGUCUAUGCCUUACAUCUAUGAAGAUGCUGAUGGGACAGCCGUGGUUGGUGGUGGUGCCCCAUUUACCAUUGAUAACACCACCGCUCUUGAGGGUUUGUAUCGGCUCAAUGUGGGUGGGAAUUACAUUCCACCCACCAAGGAUACAGGCCUUUUUAGGUCGUGGUCUGAUGACACACCUUACAUAUUUGGGGCUGCAACCGGAACCACCAAUGUUGCUGAUGUAAAUGUCACUUUUACCAACUCCACGCCGUCUUUCACUGCUCCUCUUGACGUUUACUCCACUGCCAGGUUCAUGACAAUGAACAAUUCUGUCAACCUCAAUUUUAACUUGACAUGGUUGUUUACCGUUGAUACUGGGUUUAGUUACUUGGUUAGACUGCAUUUCUGUGAGAUCUUUGCUAAUAUAUCAAAGACAAACCAGUUUGUGUUUAAUAUCUACCUCAACAAUCAAACUGCUUACCCUGGAUAUGAUAUCAUUGCCUUGGCAACCAGCAAUGGGAUACCUAAUGUUCAGGACUUUGUGGUGUUUCUUCCCGAUAGUAAAGAACCUCAGCAGGAUCUAUGGCUUGCACUGCAUCCAGAUACCAGUGGUACUCCCAAACCCAAUUACUAUAACUCAUUUCUGAAUGGAGUUGAGAUAUUUAAGAUGAGCACCCCCACUGGUUCUCUUGCUGGCCAGAAUCCAAUUCCUGCCCCCAUACCAGACUUCAUUGAAUCUCCAUCAGGCUCGUCACAUUCAACUAGUCAUACGGCAGCUAUUGGUGGAGGUAUUGCUGGAGCUGUUGGACUAGUCUUCCUGGUUGCUUUAUUAGCCUGUUUCAUCUCUCGCCGCCGGAGGUACGGAAAGGUAUCCAACCCAAGUGAUGGUCCAUCGGGUUGGCUUCCCCUUUCCCUGUAUGGAAACUCACAUACCUCUGGAUCUGCAAAGACCACUACCACUGGAAGCUAUACUUCUUCUCUUCCUUCAAACCUCUGUCGCCAUUUCUCUUUUGCAGAGAUUAAAUCCGCCACCAAAAAUUUCGACGAGUCUCGUGUCCUUGGGGUUGGAGGUUUUGGUAAAGUAUACAGGGGAGAAAUUGAUGGUGGGUCAAUGAAAGUAGCUAUCAAGCGUGGGAACCCGCUUUCUGAGCAAGGUAUACAUGAGUUCCAAACUGAAAUUGAGAUGCUUUCCAAGCUUCGUCAUCGUCACCUUGUCUCUCUGCUUGGUUACUGUGAAGAAAAUGGAGAAAUGAUCCUUGUGUAUGAUUACAUGGCUUUCGGAACCCUUCGUGAGCAUCUCUACAAAACAAAAAACCCCCCUCUGCCAUGGAAACAAAGACUCGAGAUUUCAAUUGGUGCUGCUCGCGGACUGCACUACCUCCACACUGGGGCCAAGCAUACUAUUAUUCAUCGAGAUGUCAAGACAACUAACAUUCUCGUGGAUGAAAAGUGGGUGGCCAAGGUUUCUGACUUUGGCUUGUCUAAAACAGGACCUUCAUUGGAUCACACUCAUGUUAGUACUGUUGUGAAAGGUAGUUUUGGAUAUCUGGAUCCUGAGUACUUCAGAAGGCAGCAACUCACUGACAAGUCGGAUGUUUACUCAUUCGGGGUUGUUCUGUUUGAGCUCUUGUGUGCUCGGCCUGCUCUGAACCCUUCCUUACCAAAAGAGCAAGUUAGUUUGGCGGAGUGGGCAGUAUAUUGCUAUAAAAAGGGCAUACUUGACCAGAUUACAGACCCAUAUCUGAAAGGGAAGAUAGCUCCUGAAUGCUUCAAGAAGUUUGCAGAGACAGCUAUGAAAUGUGUAUCCGAUCAAAGUAUUGAUAGACCAUCAAUGGGUGAUGUGCUGUGGAACCUCGAGUUUGCUCUGCAGUUACAGGAGAGUGCAGAAGAGAGUGGUGCCAUUGGUGGGAUAGAGUUUGUUGAAGGGAAGUAUGACGUUGAGUGUGGAAAGAAGGAUCCAGAUGAAUCCCGGACAUUUGAUGGAACUGUGACAGACUCAAGGAGUACGAUGAGCAUUGGUGGUCGCAGUCUUGCCAGUGAAGAUUCCGAUGGUCUGACACCAAGUGCUGUGUUCUCUCAGAUAAUGAAUCCCAAGGGACGUUAAGAUGUCAAAUGCUUCCUGGGAAUUUCAUCAUUUGAAUCUGAGUUCCAGUCCUAUUUUUCUGCCUAAUCAAGAGAAUUAGCUAAUCAGUUUGCAGUCAAUCAAGGAACUCCGGGCGUUUGAUCAUCAGACUAAUAAUAACACACUAUUCAAACUUUCAUCUAUGUAUUGUCUUCUUUCAUGAAUCAUGACUAUUUAUUUAUAAUUUCGAUAUUUGAUGUAGCUGUAAGUUGUAUCUAUAGUUGUAUUGGAAGAGUGAAACUAAAUUGUUCUAUACUCUCGGACCGUAUGUAUGUACUGAUUUUUUCUUGUGUAUUUCAGCAAUAUCGCGUUCAUUGCAAUGGCAUUCAUUUAUUCAUCUGAA